CGAACCCGGGGAACAGCCAAGUGGCCCGAGUCGCGGCCGGUCUGCAGAUCAAGAACUCCCUAACGUCCAAGGACCCGGAUAUCAAGGCCCAGUACCAGCAGCGAUGGCUUGCCAUCGAUGCCAACGCCCGCAGAGAAGUCAAGAAUUAUGUUUUGCAGACGCUGGGUACAGAAACGUACAGGCCCAGCUCAGCCUCCCAGUGCGUGGCUGGUAUUGCGUGCGCAGAGAUUCCCAUGAACCAGUGGCCCGAGCUCAUUCCCCAGCUGGUGGCUAAUGUUACAAAUCAACACAGCACUGAGCACAUGAAAGAGUCCACAUUAGAGGCCAUUGGCUACAUCUGCCAGGAUAUUGACCCAGAACAGCUGCAGGACAAAUCCAAUGAGAUCCUGACAGCCAUUAUCCAGGGAAUGAGAAAGGAAGAGCCCAGCAACAAUGUGAAGCUAGCAGCUACCAAUGCACUCCUGAACUCUUUGGAAUUCACCAAAGCAAACUUCGACAAAGAGUCUGAAAGGCACUUUAUUAUGCAAGUAGUCUGUGAAGCAACACAGUGUCCGGAUACAAGGGUACGAGUGGCUGCAUUACAGAAUUUGGUGAAGAUCAUGUCGCUUUAUUAUCAAUAUAUGGAGACAUAUAUGGGUCCUGCUCUUUUUGCUAUCACUAUUGAAGCAAUGAAGAGUGACAUAGAUGAGGUGGCUCUGCAGGGAAUAGAAUUCUGGUCGAAUGUCUGUGAUGAGGAGAUGGACCUGGCUAUAGAGGCGUCUGAGGCAGCAGAGCAAGGAAGGCCUCCAGAGCACACGAGCAAGUUUUAUGCCAAGGGAGCUCUACAGUACCUGGUCCCAAUUCUAACACAGACGCUAACGAAACAGGAUGAAAAUGACGACGAUGAUGACUGGAACCCGUGUAAAGCAGCAGGAGUUUGCCUCAUGCUCCUGGCAACCUGCUGUGAAGAUGACAUUGUUCCUCAUGUGCUGCCCUUUAUUAAAGAACACAUUAAAAAUCCAGAUUGGCGAUACAGAGAUGCAGCCGUAAUGGCUUUCGGGUGCAUUUUGGAAGGACCGGAGCCUAACCAGCUCAAACCACUAGUCAUACAGGCUAUGCCAACUCUAAUAGAAUUAAUGAAGGACCCUAGUGUUGUGGUUCGAGACACAACUGCGUGGACGGUGGGCAGGAUCUGCGAGAUGCUCCCCGAGGCUGCCAUCAAUGACAUUUACCUCGCCCCACUGCUGCAGUGUCUGAUUGAGGGCCUGAGCGCUGAGCCCAGAGUGGCCUCCAACGUGUGCUGGGCCUUCUCUAGUCUUGCUGAAGCUGCCUAUGAAGCUGCAGAUGUAGCUGAUGACCAGGAAGAGCCCGCAACCUACUGCUUAUCCUCCUCAUUUGAGCUUAUUGUUCAGAAACUUCUGGAGACCACAGACAGGCCUGAUGGACACCAGAAUAACUUGAGGAGUUCUGCGUACGAAGCUUUGAUGGAAAUAGUGAAAAACAGUGCCAAGGACUGUUACCCUGCUGUCCAGAAGACAACUUUGGUCAUUAUGGAGCGGCUCCAGCAAGUGCUGCAGAUGGAGUCUCAUAUCCAGAGCACUUCAGACAGAAUCCAGUUCAAUGAUCUUCAGUCUCUACUUUGUGCUACUCUACAGAACGUUCUCCGGAAAGUGCAGCACCAAGAUGCUCUGCAGAUCUCGGAUGUGGUGAUGGCCUCUCUGCUGAGGAUGUUCCAGAGCACGGCUGGCUCGGGGGGCGUGCAGGAGGAUGCCUUGAUGGCAGUCAGCACCCUGGUAGAAGUGUUAGGUGGAGAGUUUCUGAAGUACAUGGAUGCCUUCAAACCGUUCCUUGGCAUUGGACUGAAGAACUAUGCUGAGUACCAGGUUUGUCUGGCUGCAGUGGGCCUGGUUGGCGACUUAUGUAGAGCCCUGCAAUCCAACAUCCUGCCUUUCUGUGACGAGGUUAUGCAGCUGCUCCUGGAGAACUUGGGGAAUGAAAAUGUUCAUAGGUCUGUGAAGCCUCAGAUCCUUUCAGUGUUCGGCGAUAUAGCCCUUGCCAUUGGAGGAGAGUUUAAGAAAUACCUCGAUGUUGUGUUGAAUACCCUGCAGCAGGCCUCGCAGGCGCAGGUUGAUAAGUCUGACUACGACAUGGUGGACUACCUGAACGAGCUGAGGGAGGGCUGUCUGGAGGCAUACACGGGCAUCGUGCAGGGCCUCAAGGGAGACCAGGAGAACGUGCAUCCGGAUGUCAUGUUGGUGCAGCCCAGAGUAGAAUUUAUUCUGUCUUUCAUUGACCACAUUGCUGGAGAUGAGGAUCACACAGAUGGAGUGGUGGCGUGUGCUGCUGGACUGAUAGGGGAUUUGUGUACAGCAUUUGGAAAAGAUGUUCUGAAAUUAGUAGAAGCUAGACCCAUGAUACAUGAACUGCUAACUGAAGGAAGAAGAUCCAAGACGAACAAAACAAAAACCCUCGCAACCUGGGCCACUAAAGAACUGAGAAAACUGAAGAAUCAGGCUUGAUCGGCUACCAUUGGGAUGACACCUGAGACCCCCACUGGAAAUCUCCAAUCUUUUGAAAAAACCCGGAAGUGAGGAGUGUGCACGGAUGCUGAAUGUUUGGGAAUGAGAGGAUGAGUGAGUGAGGCUUGAAACACACCACAUUGCAAACCCCGCCGCAGCAGCAGCAGCCGGUAGUGAGCUGAGCACUGACUUGCCUAGAAAACCCGGCACGGGCCCUCCUCGGCGAGAGGGAAGCGACCGAUUUCCAUUGAAGCAAGGAGCAAAUCUCUGCUUCCGACACACUUAGGACUAGCUUUGCUGUCUGGGCCGGCGCAGAGCGGAGCGGCCGCUUUGGGCGAGAGGGAGCGGGGUUCAGCCGUGGUGYUCGUGGCCCGAGGGCCGGCCUCGGCUGCAGGAGGGGGAUGGAGCCCGGCCCGCCGGCCGCCCGCCGGAGCCGUUGCCACGCGGUGCUGUCGGUGCAUGGGAUAAAAGGAGGGGUGAAGGAUUGUCGGUCUAGGAGUGAGUGUGUGUGAAUGAGGCGGUAUCCACAUUCUCAACUUCGAGUCAUUGCAGUUUAUCUUUUCCCAAAAAAAAAAAAAAAAA
Messenger RNA from Nothoprocta perdicaria, 3080 nucleotides. It is a transcript of the gene KPNB1, whose product is annotated as karyopherin subunit beta 1. NCBI's taxonomy places the organism in Eukaryota, Metazoa, Chordata, Aves, Tinamiformes, Tinamidae. Gene Ontology annotation, cellular component: cytoplasm; nucleus. The record is from RefSeq and is a predicted model, not a curated record. Bases 234 to 2498 code for a protein of 754 amino acids. Gene Ontology annotation, molecular function: protein binding; nuclear import signal receptor activity. Gene Ontology annotation, biological process: protein import into nucleus. The transcript is spliced from 20 exons.